Messenger RNA from [Candida] anglica, 644 nucleotides. Lineage: Eukaryota; Fungi; Ascomycota; Pichiomycetes; Serinales; Debaryomycetaceae. The record is from the annotation of a GenBank genome assembly.
AAAUCAUUGAACACACCUUUUGUCCAACGAACAACAGAUACAGAUACAAUGGCUCAACGUGUUACAUACAGAAAGAGAAACCCAUACAACACCAGAUCUAACAAGAUCAAGGUCGUCAAGACUCCAGGUGGAAAGUUGGUUGCCCAACACGUCAAGAAGACUGCUUCCAGAGUCAAGUGUGGUGACUGUGGCCUUGCUUUGGCUGGUAUCUCCACCUUGAGACCAAGAGAAUACGCUCAAGUCUCCAAGACCCACAAGACCGUCUCCAGAGCUUACGGUGGUUCUAGAUGUGCCAACUGUGUCAAGGAAAGAAUCGUCAGAGCUUUCUUGAUCGAAGAACAAAAGAUCGUCAAGAGAGUCUUGAAGGAACAACAAGACAAGGAAAAGAAGACUUCUUCUAAGAAAUAAGUAAUACCAAUCCUACCAGAGCGAUCUGACUUGUGACUGUGGACGAGCGGUGCAUUGUUGCUGGCACAAGUGCAAGAAAGAAAACUAAAACACAACAACUCCGAAGUCUCCUCUUGACUUCUUUGUAUUAUAUCUAUAUAUAUAUACACUGCAUUAGGGCAUUAAUAUAAUACGACAAAAUUAAAUUGGAAAGUAAACCCGUGUAGUAGGCUCUUUUGUAUUAGUCUAUAAAUUUU